This is a messenger RNA of [Torrubiella] hemipterigena, 5617 nucleotides long. The record is from the annotation of a GenBank genome assembly. NCBI's taxonomy places the organism in Eukaryota, Fungi, Ascomycota, Sordariomycetes, Hypocreales, Clavicipitaceae.
UUUCAAUAUGCUUCUAUUCAAUCUUGGCCUCCCUAGCCAAUAUAUUGCCCUUCAUUAUUGCCAAUCUAGUCCUUUGGAGAUCCAAAAAUAUCAAGAGAAUAUAAACCGGCCGCCUCCUUGCCUCACUUCGUUUCAUUAUUCUCAUCCCACUCAACUCCUUGCAAUCAAACACUAGUCUUCAACAAGGAUUAUCUUACUAUCUUCUAAAUCACAGAAUCACAAAAAAGAAAUCAUGCGUCUUCUUUGGUUGACGACCCUUCUGCCCCUGCUUGCCUCGGCUGCGCCCGCCACCAAGUCUUCGUGCCCUGCGCCUCCUAAGCCACCUUAUGCAUUGGGGGCUCCCAACACUUCUCCUCCCGUCUUCUCCAACGCGGGCCGCAAAAACGUAGUCUACUUUUCCAACUGGGCCGUUUAUUCGGCAAAUUAUACUCCGUCUGAUAUCCCCGUCAAUGAUGUAACACAUCUCGUCUAUGGCUUUGCGGAAAUCCAGACAGAUGGCAGCGUAGCCCCAUCAGACCCUUAUGCCGAUCUCCAGGCCAAAUUCACUCAUCAAGCCUCCAGAAGCGUCGUCAGACGAGACACCAACGAUGUCAACGGCUGCAUCGAGGAGAUGUUCAAGCUCAAGAUGGCAAACCGCCAAUUAAAGACAAUGCUUUCGGUUGGCGGUGGCAAGAAGUCACAGGCAGAUCUCUUCGCUGCAGUUGCUAGUGACGACACCAAGCGCCAAAAGUUUGUCGAUACUGUCAUCUCCAUGCUUGGUGACUAUGGUCUCGACGGUAUCGAUCUCGACUGGGAAUAUCCCGAACAGUCCCAAGCUGGCGAUUUCGUCACUCUCCUCAGAGCUACAAGAGAAGGUCUUGACAAAUACGCCAAGGACAACUCACAAGACUAUCACUACCUGCUGACCGUGGCGGCUCCUGCUGGCAAGGACCACUACGGCAAGCUUGACAUCUCCGGAAUGGACGAGUACCUCGACUCCUGGAACAUCAUGGCCUACGACUUCGCUGGAGGCUGGAACUCGCACGCUGGAAACCAAGCCAAUGUCUUUGCUGAUCACAGAAACCCCAACUCCACGCCGUUCAACACCGACCAAGCUAUCCGCGACUACACCGGCGCUGGCGUUGCUCCGGAGAAGCUCAUUCUCGGCAUGCCUCUCUACGGACGCUCAUUUGCAGAUACUGACGGCAUGGGCAAGACCUUCAAGGGCGUUGGGCCCAACACUGACGACGGCAUCAUCCCGUACCGUGAUCUGCCUCGCGCCGGAGCCAAGGAAUCCGUCAACCAUUACCUACUGGCAGCCUACAGCUACGAUACCGACGCCAAGCUGCUGGUCUCAUAUGAUACUCCUGACAGUGCCAGACUCAAAGUCAGCUAUGUCAACGACAAGAAGCUUGGUGGCGUCGUUUUCUGGGAAGCCUCUGGUGACAAGACGGGCGAAAACAGUCUGGUAAAGACUGUUGCCCAAACAAUGCACGAUUUGGACGGAAACCAAAACAUGUUGUCCUAUCCCAACAGUCGCUACGAUAAUAUCCGCAACAGUGGCAGCAACUAAUGUCACAGCGCUGGGUGAGAAAAAGACAUCAUGUAUAUGGAACGAACUUAAUGACAGCAUGGGCGGCGUUUUAGGAGUUUCCUCUGUUCUUUUUAAAGCAUAUCUGAUAUUUCAUUUCCUUUUUUGUAAUUUUCGCUAGUUAAUCAAAUGAUUCUUUCAACAAAACAAGCGCUUAAAAUGCUGCCCAAAACAGUAUAAAUGCAAACAGACGUAAAACAAAAUCAGUAAUAAACGUGUCAUGUCCAACCAGUAAAAAUAACAAAAUAAUGUGUAAAAAGAGAGUGGAAGCAUAUACGCUGAGGAGACUCUCGGCCCGUGUCCUUGAUAUCCAAUAAAACAAAUACAUGACAACAAUAUUCACCUUUGUCCAUACAUUACACAACAGCAAGUUUCAACCCCCCGUUUAGAACAGAACAGCCAACACACCAGCUGCUACAGCCAUAGCUGCACCGAUGCUAGGCGUUGAGCCCAUUACACCAGCAGCAGCGAUAGGGACUGUAGGCUGUGGGAAGCCAACGCCGCUGCUCGAGUUGGGGUUGGUAGAGUUGCCGUUGCCAGCAGGGAAUGGCGCAAGCGUGUUGGUCGGUGCAGGCUUGGGAACAAUAGAUGUAAAGAUGGUAGUGGACUCUGCGGGACGGCCUGUGGGCUUAUCAUCGCCAGAGCCAUCCUGAGAACCAUCAUCACCACCACCGUUAUCAUCAUCAUCGCCGCCAUUGCCGCCAUCGCCAUCGUCACCACUAUCACCGCCACCAGAUGGACUAGGCGGGCUUGUAACACCCUCGUCUCCGUCCUGGGGAGUUGUGACAGUACCGCCAGUCGGAACUGCAAGAGGAGCCACCGUCUGGCCAACAGUCUUGACAAUAGUCUCGGUGUGGUCGAGAGAGUGCACGACAGACUCGGCCCUGAAGGCGCUGGCAGAGGAAGAAGUCUGCUGGGCGGUGGUGCUUGUCGUCUUGGAAGACUUUGGCUUCUUCGUCUUGGUCUUGGCUGCUUUGCUUGACGAAAAGACGGUAGAGGUAGAUGUGACAGUGACGACCGAGUCGCAGCUAGAAGAGGCGCUGGCAGCAACCUUUGAAGUCACAUACUGCGUGACGGUGAUGUUCUCGGUGACGCGGCAGUCUGUUCCUAUAGUCUGAGACGGCUUUCCAGUAACCUGCGGGUUUUCGGGGAGAGGUUCAAGUGAGACGGCAGGCCCGCCGUUGCGAGCCUCAACGCCUGGUGGUUGCAGCAGCGUGGCAUGGACGGCGCUGGAUGCCGCAACAGCAAGCAGCGCGCGGUGUGAGAGAGAGUAGCGCAUACUGAAAUAUGUGAUGUGAAGGAAUCCGAACACAAAAAAAACGUCGUAGAAACUAGGCGCUGACCGGCAGCCAAGAUGGAAUAAAAAAGGAAGGGUGGUGUUGUUGUUGUUGUAAGUGAAUGAAGUGACAGACAGGCCAAGUAAAAAAGAAAGAAACUUGUAAAAAGAAAUCCGGCACCUUGGGGGAAAACGACAGAAACUUGAGUCUAUUAGAGAAGCAAAGUAACAAAUUUCCCAUCCAGUAGCAGGCGAGGGCGACAAUAUGUAUACUAAUGAGCGCAUGAGCCCCCCAAGCGAAGCGGCGAUGCGUUUCAUCCCAACCGGUGGUCCAAGGCCAGCCCUUUGCAGAUUAUUAAGGAUGGCUUGUCGCAGGUUCAGCGGUAGAAAAAAAAAGUUUAAACCCCUCGCUGCCCGCCUAGCCCAGAAGCUGCGACGUGCAGUGUCGGAUGAGGCGUCUCAGAUAGCGCCGGCCACAUUGAAGCGGGCUCCCCGCACGUUGAAUUCUGCAGUUUCGCCCAUUUCAGCCAGAAAUCAUUCUUGAUCGGGUUUGCCUGUUUUUGGGGCUCGUGCUCUGUGCCAGAGAAGACACACAGAGCCAGUUCGCCAUAGCGUAAGGCGAGAUGAAACAAACGCCCGAGCGCACGACCGAACAUGGGCCUUGCUGAAAACGUGCCCUGAUCGCGGGUCUAGAAGAGCACAAAACUGUAAUCUGCUAAUUAAAUACCUUGGAAAAGGCAUUUUCGUGGGGCUUGAAUGGUUAGAAACAGACUCUUGUGAGACUUACUCUGAGGCUGCUAGGCUAUUUAGCCUCUUUCUUGAUAGCAUCUGUCAAACAGUCGUCAAUGAUUGCCUGUGCACAGCGUACGCAUGGGUGACGAUGACGAGCCAUCUGUUCAAAAACAUCAUUUUCGCCAGAGAUUCACAUUGUUGUAGACUUGUCUCCGGGAGAAUGCGUCCAUGGCCAAGGUUGAAGUCGUCGCCGAAUGCAAAGUCGCCGAUAAGCAAGGCUGACCAAGGGAAAAGAAGACUUUAAAAAUAGAAGAAAAAAUAAUGGUUAAAAAAAAGAGAUCAAAACAAAUACAAACAAAACUAGAAAAUCUUUGCCGAUUCUUUGCGCCCCGUUUUACACGUUUUACAUGGGACCAGGUGUCCCUGUUCAUUGCCUGCCUUUGCUCUACAUUUCUCCUCCUGGUGUUCCAGUCGAGUUCACGCCGUGAAACGCAUCUCCAAAAGCCGAGUCUUCCAUGUCCAUCUGAAGAUCCAGACCGUCGCCCAUGCUGUCUCCAUUGCCGUUGCCGUUGUUAUCGUCAUAGCCUGCCAGCGCAUCGCCCGCAGUGUCAAGAUCCUCUAGUGAGCCAAAGUCGUUUUGGUCAAACACAGCUCCUGGAGUACCUGUAAGGGGCGUCGCUUUGGCAGAAGAACCGGCGCCGGACGUCUUGGCCGGCUCAGCACCGCCUUCUGCCGCACCGUUGCCUUCUUUAGGCACCACAACCCAAUCACCGCUGCCGGUGCCUUGGUCUGGUGCUGUCUCGCCCUCGGCUGGUCUGCUCUGGCCUUCGGUGCCGCCCAUUGACACAUCGCCACCUGCCUGCGGCUGUGGUGGUGCAGCGGCGGCGGCAGGAGAAGGAGCCAUAGGAUUGGGUGUGGCAGCGUUUGACUGGCCAGCCGACAGCUGGGCCUGCGGUGUCGGGAAGUUGUUGUUUGGCGUAGACAUGGACGAGAAGCCCGUGUGCAUCUCAUCCAGGAGACCGGCUGCCGUACCGCCCAUAUCCAUAUCGGCCUCAUCCAUCAUUAAUUCCCCCACCUGGGAUCCCGGCUGAGAUGGUCGUCGGGAUUCUUCCUCGGGGGCCGCUACUUCAGGCUCAGGUUCUGGUUCUGGUGCAGGUUCCUGGUAGCCACCUGCGGCAACUCUGUCGAUCUUAGGCUUGGGCUCAAUUGUGUGACCAAGGGCUGUCUCGACAUCCUUGACAAUUUCAUCAAGCGUUUGCUUAGACUUGGAUGGCGCGCUGCUGGGGCCGUCAUCUUCUGUAGCAUCCACACGUCCUUCAAUUCGCCAAAUCUCAGCGCCAGUUUCCUCCUGGAGACCCUUCAAUUCGCGUUCCUUAGAGCGAAUAACUGAGCUGCCGCGGAAUUCCUCUAAAGACUUGGCAUGCUCAGCCUUCAUCUUCUCCAGUUCAGAAUUUGUCGAGUCAAUGUACUUGCUGACGCGGUCCUUGAACUUGUCAGCUUCGCCUUGGUCAAGCUUGCCUGUGUAGAUCUUGCCCUCUGGCUGGCUGAGAGCAUCAGGACCAACGCUAGCAAAGAUGCCUUCCGUAAGAGACGCAAGCUCUCCAGUCAAUCCGAGACCUAGAUCAGCGGGGACAAUCUGCCCCAUUCGGUAUGGCGAGGACAGAAUCUCUUCCAUCCACUCGUGGUUCUGCUGGUAGCGGCUGUAGGACACUUCUCUAGGAGUCAGGUGGUCAAACAUGUCUCCGCGAGCAAUAUCCUCUUCGUCAUCAAAGGGAUCCGCAGGGGCCAUGCUGGGAGGCAUUGGGGCUGGCUGGUUAGGAUUUUGAGCGUGGCGCGCGCGCUUAGUAGGCGGGCCAGUUGGGUUCUGCGAAGGAUACGCCAUCUGCUGUGGGACACCUCGAGGAGCCAUCUGAGGCGCCAUCUGGUGACGGGCAAGCUCAGGGAGCGAAGGCCAGUUGGCUCGGUCCGAGAGCAUGAAUUCUUUGCGUCGAAUCUGGCCAGCGCGGAGGAGGAAGUGUCGCUGCUGCAUUAUAGCGUUG